Naegleria lovaniensis is the source of this 870-nucleotide messenger RNA. RefSeq lists its product as uncharacterized. NCBI's taxonomy places the organism in Eukaryota, Heterolobosea, Eutetramitea, Acrasida, Naegleriidae. Gene Ontology annotation, molecular function: gamma-glutamylcyclotransferase activity; glutathione specific gamma-glutamylcyclotransferase activity. Bases 1 to 870 code for a protein of 289 amino acids. The transcript is spliced from 2 exons. Gene Ontology annotation, cellular component: cytoplasm. The record is from RefSeq and is a predicted model, not a curated record. Gene Ontology annotation, biological process: glutathione catabolic process.
AUGUUAAAUAGUAACAACAAUCAUACAUCUUCAACAAUGAUAUCCAAUAAUCAAGAAAAAAGCAAGGACAAAAAUCAUGAACUAUAUGUGUUGUCAGAAGAUGACAACAAGAAAGAUUUGACGCUUGAAGAAAUGUAUCGGAAACAUUUGAGAGCCAAAGAUCAUGAUAUAACCAUUGAAGAGUUACUUGAGUCUGAUGAACAAACAUUAAGAGAUGGAGGAAUUUAUUUAUUUGGCUAUGGUAGUUUAAUUUGGAAAGCCGAUUUUCAAUUUUCACAAAAAUACAGAGGAUAUAUUCAAGGAUAUAAACGAAGAUUUUGGCAAAUUAGUAGAGAUCAUCGAGGGAAUUUUGAAUUUCCAGGACGAGUACUCACUGUUGUCACAGAAGCAGAUUACAGACAUCAAAUUUUACAAUAUGGAGAAAAUUCAAAAGUAGCAAUUGAGGAAAAAGAAUUUGAUGCCAAAGACAUCAAUUUAUAUGGAAUGUGUUAUUUAAUACCUCGUGACAUUGCUUUACAAACUUUUAAAUUACUGGACUAUCGAGAAAAAGGAGGCUAUUUCAGAACUCUGACGACAUGUUAUCUUGUCAAAGAUGACAACUCAAUAGAAGAAAAGAAGGCCAUCCUCUAUGUUGGUUCCACCAAUACUCAUGAAAAUACAGAAUUUAUUGGUCCAUCUGUGAAUGGCCUUGUCGACGAUGCUGCCAUCAUUUACAAAGCUAUUGGACCGAGUGGUAAAAACAGUGAAUACCUCUUUCAAUUGACCGAACGAUUAAGAUCUGAAUUUGGAGAGUGUGAAACCUAUCUCACGACGUUGGAAAAAACAGUAAAAUCAUUCAUUCAACAAGAACGGCAUUUACCAGAACAAUAA